AUUCAAAUAAAUUUUUUAUUUAAUCGUUCGUACUUAACAUUUUGUUUUAAUCAAACCAUCACAUCUUCUUCUAUAAAAAGAUCUCUAUAAAAAGAUGCUACCCCCACCCAUUUGAGGCCACCCUUUACAACUUUUGUCUUACCCCCCACCAACGGCCUAAAUGAGCACUUUCAGAGUGUGGUUUGAUUUUUAGAUAGACAAGCACUUUGAUCCGGGUAGAAACUAUGGAUCCCCAUAUCUUCAUAGCACGGGCGGAGGCGCAACGGUGGCUCGGUAUCGCCGAGAAACUGCUUAUGAGCCACGACCUAGUCGGCUCCAAGACAUUUGCGAUCCGAGCACGAGAGUCUGACCCCAGACUUGAAGCUGCUGAUCAGAUCCUAGCAGUUGUUGAUACGCUCAUCGCUGCCGAGAAACAGGUCGUCGGAAAUAAUGGCGUGCAGCAGCCGGAUUUUUACGGGAUCCUUCAACUGGUCCGGUUUGUUCAGGACACGGACCACAUCGCCUCCCAGUACCAACGGCUCGCCUUCAUCCUCAACCCUCAUCAAAAUCGGUUCCCUUUCUCCGAUCAAGCGUUUCAGAUUGUUAACGAAGCUUGGUCCGUGUUGUCGAACCCUAUGAGGAAAUCUAUGUAUGAUUCGGAGCUUGAUUUUCCGCCGCAACUGCAGAUGAACACUAUAGGGUUUAACCUCGAGGAACAGCAGCAGCAGCAGCAAGAACAACACAAUUUUUUUUCGAUUGACUAUAUGGGGUCGGAUCAUCAGCAGAAAUCGCCGGAGCAAGAGCAGACGUUUCAAACUAGGGUACAACGCACUCAUCAACAGCAGGAAUCGCAGCAGCAUAAUUUUCUGUCACGAAAUCAAUCUGCACCUGUUCACGAGGAGGAUGAGCAAUUGUUUCAGCAUCAUGAGCAGGAGCAAUUGUUUCAGCCACAGGUUGAACCUUUAGAAGUCAUGUCUACACCGUAUCAACAAAAUCCACCACAAUCUCCUCAGCCGCAGCCAUCUAUGCAAUCCAUAACUCCGCCUCCUGCAGCACCACCACAACCUCCGUUAUCUUGGCCACAAGCACCAUCUCUGUCACAGCCACAGCAGCCACACCAGAAACAGCAACCUCCAUUGCAGCCCCAACAACAAGAAGCAUGGGUAGAACAAAAUGCUGGUCCUGUUCACUCUCCUAAUCAGGUUAAUAGUGACAAUGGUGUAAAGAAGAAGGAAACAGAAACAGAAGCUGUGAAUAUGGAUGAGUCGCCUACAUUUUGGACUGCAUGUCCUUACUGUUUCUACAUGUAUGAGUAUCAAAGGAUCUAUGCAGAGUGCACCAUCCGUUGUGACAACUGUAAAAGGGCAUUUCAGGCUGUAGGUAUUUCCUCCCCACCAUUAAUGGCAGAAGGCCAGGAAGACUAUUUCUAUUGUUGGGGAUACUACCCUUUAGGGGUUUCAAUCUCACAUCUGCCAAAAACAGCUAGAACGAACUCAAAGUGGACACCUUUUUCACCUCUCCAUGACGCCUCAAGUAAUGUUCAGAACCAUUUUAAUAGUAGGGAAGCCCCAAAGAAGAAUACUUUUGUGAAGAAGGAUUUGGGGCCACGAAUCUACAUAGAUGAUAUUACUGAUGAUAUCUUUACAGGAAUCUCUGAACCUAGUGAUGAUUCUGAUGUUGAAUGGAAUAUGACCAGGGACAAAAGUUGAAUAUGAUGUUGUAUUUGAAAAAAAAAGUUGUGCAAUGGAGAAGUCCUCUUAUUUUGUCUACAAGAAUGGGCCAGAAAGAUCAUAUUUUGACCAUCUUUUGCUGCAUGUGCAUCUGCUCAGAAAAAAAGGUAUGCAUCAGUAGUUUGUGCCUUAUUCUUCUAUUAUUAUGAUUUAGCAUCGGGCUUUUGUUUGUUAUGAUCAUUUAUGUGAUAACCUUUGCUAGAUUCAGGUGAAAUACUAUGAAGCUUUCAAUUCUAUAACUCACAUUUCAAUGUUUGAUAAUCAAAAUACUACAUGUGCAAGGUUUCUUUCAAGAAUCAUCACACUAGCUUCUCUAAUGUACCACUCAGUAAAAGGUUUGAGCAUCACUUCAGGAAAUUUUGGGAAAUCAGAAUUCAACUCAACCAUGUUGAAGUAACCCCGUACUACUUUUAGGACACUACUUCCACCAUUAUCAUCAUAUCCAUCUGUAGUUGUAACUUGUAAGCUGUUCAACUCCUUUUUCCUGCUCUAAUAUCUGAAUGAUUGAAGAUUUCUCGAUCAAUGCUUGCAAGAAUUUUAGAACCCCAUACACAUUCCAUGCCUGAGUGCAUUAUAAUUAUGAUAGUCAUAUCUAGCAUGAAUGAUAAUAAAUAGAGCAAAUUGCAAUUAUAUGAAAGCAUAAGAAAGAUUACAACUUGUUGAUAUGGACUUGCUUACACUCGGUCAAUCUCAAAGUAAUGGAAUAGUAGAAUGAACACAAAAGGCAGCUUAAAGAUUAAUCAUUUCAAUCCUUUGGAUACUCAACUUUUAUGCCAACUCAGCAGACCAUACCAAAAAGUGUGUUUCCUGCUACACACCUAAAAAUGGGAGGAGCACAACCGUAAGGGUUUUUACCAAUCACACACGACAAACCAAGUUAUUCAUAGGGGCAAUCUGGUCCAAUCAGCAAAAAGAGAGAUGGGCUCGGAAAUAAUUACUUUGUUGGGUCUUUCUUGGGCCUUCCAAACUUCCUCUUGUAGACAUGAAUAACGGGGGGUUUAUCAUUACCGGCGACCCAAACUUUCACCUUUUCCUCAAGGUGAAAAGUCGGGAAUUGCAAUUUCAUUCUUUCCAUCAGCUUCUGUUAGUCCUUGCCAACGCAUCGAUACUUCUUUUUCACCGAAGUUGCUCCCAUUCUUUGGUCUUACUCCUUGUAGAGCCGUUCGUUGGACAAGUAAUUCAAGGUCUAUAUUUAGUUGAGGAGGAAGAUACGUGGGUUUACUGGGACCUAUAUGCGGUUUGCAAUUGUGACACGUGAAAUGUAGGGUGGAUGAGAGUUGUCGGGGGUAAUUCAAGGGUGUAAGCUACCUUUCCAACCCUCUUGCUAAUCCUAUAGGGGCCGUAGUAACGGGCGGCUAAUUUCUCAUAUUUUCUUCGUCCCAAGCUUUGUUGUCGAUACGGUUUCAAUUUCACCUAAACAAAGUCCCUUUCUUGAUACUCUACUUCCCUUGUCUUCUUUUAAGCUUGGUUUUGCAUUUUUUGUUGGGUCCACAACAAAUGCACAACUCAAUCCAAAAUAGCAUCCAUGUCUUAUAGCAAUUGAUCAAUUGCGUCCACCGAGGAUAUUGCCCUUCGUAAAGGAUGAUGGGGGUGAAUCCUACCGUAAAAGGCUCAAAGCGGGGUGCAUUUGGUGGCCGUAUGUAAGGAUGAAUUAUACCAAAAUUCUGCCCAAAAAAGUCAGCGAGCCCAUUUUUUGGUUUCUUCAUAAAAAAUACGUCGGUUCACCACUUCUAACCAUCUGUUUGUGUGUGAUAGGUCGUGCUUCUUUUGAGAUGCACUCUAUGUGAUUUAAACAGCUCCACUUAAAAGUGACAAAAAAUUACGAUCUCAAUCAUUGAUUAUAUAUAGAGGAAAACCGUAGAGGCGGGCGAUUUCCUUGAUGAAGCUGUUGGCAACUCCAGACUAAAAUGAGUAUACUUACCAAGUUGGUCAACCACAACCCAAAUGGUAUCCUAUCCAUCGAACUUGAGUAACCCCUUGAUAAAGUCCAUGGUUAUUUUGUCUAGGGGUGUUGAUCGGGUAAUUUUUUCGGGUUUCGGGUAAUUUGGGUCGGGUAAUUCAGGUUUUUCAUGUUAAAAAAUACUCGUAACCUGACCCAAAUUAAAUUCGGGUAUUAUCCGAAAUAUAUAAUGUUUUUUUUUGAAUUUCACCUGAAAAUAAAUUUAAUGAAAUAAAUAUGUCGUGCUUUACUAGUCUUGUUUAUAUAAAUAAACGAGCCAUAAAUGAAGUUACUCAAGCUUUGAAUAUUGAGAUUUUUUAGUCAAUAUUACCUGAGAUAUCAAGUAAUUUUUUAACAACUUAAUCUAAUCUAAUAAAAUGUUAAAAAACAAAUACUUAAAGAUUUUAAUUUAAAAGUUUAAAAUGUUUAAAAUAAUUGUAGCCAUAAUUUUUGCCAUGUUCUGAAGUUUCGUCAAGAUAAUGAGUUUGUUAGUUGCAAUAAAAAACUAUAAUCUAGAAAAUUGUUAAGUUUUAAAGAACAUGAUUAUAUGUAAACAAUUACUUUUAAUAUUGCUAGUGUCAUAUUGUCAUAAUAAAAGAGAUUCAUGUUUUACAAUAAUGAUAGUUAGUUUAAGCGUGAUUAAAUACCUGCUACAGAGUACAAGCUCUAUGAAAAAAAAGAAAUUUUAAAAUAAUUCGGGUAUACCCGAAACCCAACAAACGUACCCUUUACCUGACUUGAAAAAAUCGGGUUACUCGAUUAUCCGAAAAAAUCAAGCGGGUAAUUCGAGUAUCGAGUAUUUUCGACAGGGCUAAUUUUGUCCAAUGUUUGGGCCGAAAGAGGUAUUGCUUAAAGUAACCCGAUUGGAGUCGAUGCGAGGGUUUUGUUUCUCUGACACGUUUCUGAUAUAUUCGAUGAUGUCGACUUGCAUUCUUGGCCAAGAAACCCAUACCGCUGUUAUUUGGUAAGUCUUUUUCUUGCCCGUAUGAUCAGAGAAUUGUGGAUUAUUUGGAUAAAACCGAAUUUUCCAAUUUGAUAAUUUGGAUUAGACUCUUUGGUUCGGAUAUUCAGAUUUUUUGAUUGAGUUUCAACAAAACCGAAUUAUUAUUUUGGAUUUCAGAUUGAUUUUGGUUUAUAAAAUAAGAACCGAAUACUCCAAAAAAACCAAAUAAAAAUUUGUUAUUUAUUUAUUUUGAAUAUAUAUCUAUAAUUAUUUAUUAUUUUUUUUACUUUUUUUUCAAGAAAUUUCACUUAAUAAAAAAUCUUAAUAUGUAUUUUCUAAAAAUAGUUUUUAUUUAUAAAAUAUUAAGCUUUAAUAUAUUUUUAGUAGUUGUUCGUAACUUUAAACCACAAAUAAGAUAUUUGUUUUUUUUUUCUUUUAUAAAGUUGGGUAGUAUUCUAAUUAUAUGUGCUUUUAAAAAAAUUAUUCCAAAUUUUGAAAACCGAAUUAUAAAAAUCGAUCCAAUCGAAUUGUAAUUCGAUUGGAUCAGAUUGAAUUUGAAUUUAGUUUGGACUAUUUGGAUCUAUGUUUUAAAAACCGAAAUUAAUUUGGAUUCACUUGAUUGAAUCGGAUUGAACCGAUCCAUGCAAACGAACACCCCUAGUAGCUCCGGAUCAAUAUUAAAUUUCAAAAGUAAACCCUAUUAGCUUCAACACACCCAUUUUUGAUAAUUGUGACCUAUAACACGUGUACUUGAGACUAAGUUGAUCCGUUCGAACGAUGAAUCUUCUUCCCAUUAUGUAAUGCCUCCACUUCAAUACGGCUUUAACAAUGGCUAUAAACUCUUUUUCAUAAAUAGGUUUUGAUCGGCCUAUGGUUCCCAAAGUGCAACUAUAAUAAGCUAUUGACCUAUUAUAUUGGAUUAGAACCGCCCCAAGUUCGUACCUCGACGUGUCGGUUUCAACCACGAAGGGUUUCUCCGUCUCCGACAUUGCUAAAAACAACAUGAUUGUCAUGUUGUCUUCGGUUGCUGAAGACUUUUUCGACAACCUUGUUCCAUCCAAAUUUGUAUUUUUUUAAGUUGCUCCGUGAGAGGUGUGGCUAUGCUAGCAUAACAUCUGAUGGUACCCCGUUAGUCCCAAAAAAACCUCAUAAGCUCUUGAUGUUUCGUGGUACGGGCCAAUCUAACACGGCUUGAAUCUUGAUGGUCUCCGUCGAGACCCCAUUAUUUGAAAUCUCAUGACGAAGGUAUGAUAGACAUGAUUGUCCAAAUUCACACUUCUUUAAUUUGAGAUAGGGUUGAUUUUAUGGUAACCAUUCUUACGCCAUUGUGAGAUGUCUUUGAUGCAUUUCUUUACUAGCAUCAUAGACCAAUAUGUCAUCAAAGAAAACAAGGACGAGCUCCCGCAAAUAUGGCCGAAAUAUUUCAUUGAAUAAGGCUUGGAAAGUAGCAGGGGCGUUGGUAGGGCCAAAGGGAAUCACCUUGAACUCGUAAUAUCAAAAAGUCGUAUUGGGUAUGUCUUCCGCCUUAACCCAUAUUUGAUGUAAUUCUCUCUCCAAGUUUUUUUAAGGAUACCAGGGACUUGCCCAAAGUCGGGUCUCCUUUCAAAACGAGUCUCCUUUCAAUUUGACUCGCCUUCCUCCAAUGUCGAACUCCAUUGUCUGAUCCUUCCAAUUGGUUUGAGUGGUACCUAAGGUCCCGUUCGUCCCUGAUUAUGUUGGAUCUUCCGAAUCGGAGGGGUAAGAACUCUUCGAUAAUGUCGAUUUGUUUUAUUUACAAUAACACCCCCUUACAUACUCCCCUCCUUGCUUUAUUGUCCCCAUUACCCAUUCGAACCCCAUACCAAACUUCUAGCAAUAAAAUUAUGGGUGGCCUCGAGAUCAAUCAUGGCCACCACUAGUUGAUUCACGAUGUUUUCUUGCAGUUUCAUCGUUUGUAGGGACGGGAGCCCUGCUACAGAGUUUAGAGAUACCUCAAUUGGGUGGUCAAUUUCUAAAGUUUCCAAUUGAUGACCUGGUUGCCAUUUUCAUAACAUUUGAAGCAAAGACCUCGAGUUUUCUUUUCUGCUAUUUGUGCUUCAGUCAAUCAACGAUCAACGCUCGUCUUUCGCUGGAAGGCGAGAUUCGAUUUCAUUGGAAAUGGCAUAACAUCAGAAGUAGGCAACGAAUUACCCCCAUGAUGAUUUUGAAUUGGUGCUCCAGUUCGGAACCCUAGCCAAUAUCUAUUUGUACGUAUUUAUAGAUUUGAGACAUGCAUAACUAUUAAAUGUCGGUUUGACACUAAAUAUCAUGUUGUUUUUUCAGACUAAUCUAAUAUUUUGUUACGAUA
Messenger RNA from Lactuca sativa (garden lettuce), 6917 nucleotides. The record is from RefSeq and is a predicted model, not a curated record. Lineage: Eukaryota; Viridiplantae; Streptophyta; Magnoliopsida; Asterales; Asteraceae.